AUGAGCAUAACUGUGAAUGGGCAAUCCCAGGUGCCUCCAGGCUUCAGAUUCCACCCCACUGAGGAGGAGCUUUUGCAUUACUACUUGAAGAAGAAGGUUUGCUCUCAACAAAUUGAUUUGGAUGUUAUUCAAGAUGUUGAUCUCAACAAGCUUGAGCCUUGGGACAUUCAAGAAAAGUGUAGAAUUGGGUCUACUCCACAAAAUGACUGGUAUUUCUUCAGCCACAAGGAUAAGAAGUACCCGACAGGAACGCGGACCAACCGAGCCACGGCCUCUGGUUUUUGGAAGGCCACGGGCCGCGACAAGGUGAUUUACGGGAGCUCGAGGCGUAUUGGGAUGAGGAAGACUCUCGUUUUCUACACGGGCCGGGCGCCACACGGACGGAAGUCCGACUGGAUAAUGCACGAAUACAGGCUGGACAACAACAGUUUGAUCGCGAGUGGUGUGAUUUUUGACGAGCCGAAGAACGUCCGGAACACGAGUAUAGGUGACGGGACAAUGCACGACGAAGCAGGGUGGGUCGUGUGCCGAGUGUUUCGGAAGAAAAGCCACGUCAUCAGCCACAAAUCGCUAGCCAACGCCGCCGCCAGCUGGCAAGCGGGCCCCACCAUGGACUCGUGUGGCGACGAGACGUUGGAGCAAAUCAUCCAGUCGAUGGGCGGAAGCCAGCUGGCAAACCACUUGAAACUCCCGAGCCUGCUCGAAAGCCAAACCCCCAAUUGCUACCAACCGCAAGAACUACUUAUAACAACAACGAACGGUCGCAAAGAAGAAGUUACGAAAAAUUGUGAAGUCGAGCAGUCGGGAGUUAUUAAGGAUUGGGCUGCCCUUGACCGGCUGGUCGCAUCUCGCCUCAAUUGCCAGGCGUACGAUGCCGAAAACGUUUCACAAAACGAGGCCAACGAAUUUGCUCGUGAGAUUAAUGUCGAAAGCUCUGAAAUGAAUUUCUGCAUUAGUGACAAUCUUGAGGAUGAGGAUGAUAAGAAUGAGGCAUCUAAUGAGCUAAUUUGGAGCUAUGAACGGUACUCUAAUGAUCACCAGCUCUGUCAUCUGCCAGGCCACCAUAUUUAA
Molecule: messenger RNA, 1071 nt
Organism: Striga hermonthica
Lineage: Eukaryota; Viridiplantae; Streptophyta; Magnoliopsida; Lamiales; Orobanchaceae
Source: the annotation of a GenBank genome assembly